AUGACGACGACUGACGAAGACCGACGCAACGACGACGAAGAUACCAAAAAGGCUCCACGAGAACCAUACCACCAGUGGGAGCUUAAAGUCGGAAAUUGCAACAUAUCAUCACUCAGAAGAAAAGAACAAGGAUUGGUUGAUGAGGUCACGAAUUACCCACUCGACAUUUUUGGACUCUCGUCAACAAAACGCCCAGGCUCUGGACUUCUGAACCUCAAUGGAUGGAAGCUGUUCUACUCAGGCGUCGAUAUCACGACUCGCGCUCAGGCCGGUGUUGCCCGGCAGAACCCAACCUUGUCGAUAGAAUAA
Messenger RNA from Soboliphyme baturini, 309 nucleotides. The record is from the annotation of a GenBank genome assembly. Lineage: Eukaryota; Metazoa; Nematoda; Enoplea; Dioctophymatida; Soboliphymatidae.